Theobroma umbraticum is the source of this 1707-nucleotide messenger RNA. NCBI's taxonomy places the organism in Eukaryota, Viridiplantae, Streptophyta, Magnoliopsida, Malvales, Malvaceae. The record is from RefSeq and is a predicted model, not a curated record.
CAACAAACCGUAUAAUUCGACCCAACAACUACCCCUCCAUUCCCUCCAUAAUUUCCCUCUUCCUAGUUUCGGUGUUCGCCCUUUUCGCUGCUAAUGGAGAAACUGAAGAGAGCGGUGACAGAGAUCGCCUACGCCCGAGAUCAAGCUAAGCUCUCCGGGUUUCAUCGCUCUAUUGUUCCUUUCCUCUCCUUAGCUUCUUCUCUGUACGGUGUCGUUCUAUCUUUCCGCCGCUCUCUUUACCGCUCCGGCUUCUUCUCUAGGCACAGGUUGCCAGUGCCGGUGAUCAGUGUUGGGAACUUAACGUGGGGAGGAAAUGGAAAGACGCCAAUGGUUGAGUUCAUAGCUAGAUGUUUAUCUGAUUAUGGAAUUUCACCUCUCAUUUUAACAAGGUUUGGACUUGGAUCAUCGACUUCUGAGGUAAACUUGGGUUGGUUUUCUGCCUUCGGGCGAGUUGACCAGGUUUCCACGAUUGGGUUAAUUCUCGCAGCAUUUUACUUUGCUAGUGGUUAUGCUGGUGGAGAUGAAGCUAAAAUGCUGCAAAGGCAUCUACUCGGGGGACCUGUAAAAGUUGGUGUAGGCGCAAAUCGGAUAGCGACUGCCAAUUUGUUCUUUGAAAAAUACGGAUAUGUAGAUUGUCGUGGUAGUAAACUCUUCGAGAGAACCUAUCUUGACCAGAAAGUGGGAAGUCAUAUCAGUUCAGAGAAAAUUGGUGCUGCUAUUCUGGAUGAUGGGAUGCAGCAUUGGAGCUUGUGUCGUGACCUAGAGAUUGUAAUGAUUAAUGGAUUAAUGCCAUGGGGAAACUGCAAACUACUUCCACUUGGACCCUUAAGAGAACCUUUGAUGGCACUCAAACGUGCAGAUGUUGCUGUACUCCACCAUGCUGACCUGGUAUUAGAGCAAAAGCUCAAAGAUAUCGAGUUAGUGAUUCAGGAAAUCAAGUCACUUCCAAUUUUCUACACCAGAAUGGCUCCCUCAUAUUUCUUUGAAGUGAGAAAUAUAAACACAAAGAUGCAUUUGGGAGCUGUGCAUAAUGCAGUUGUAUUAUGUGUUUCUGCAAUUGGUUCUUCAGAUGCUUUUGUGCAGAGGAUGGAAAAGAUGGGGCCAAUAUAUGUUGAUCGAUUUGACUUCAGUGACCAUCACUCAUUUCAAACUAAGGAUAUGCAUAUGAUGAGAGAGCGACUUAGACAACUUGAAGACAAGUUCGGUUAUAAGCCAAUCGUUAUAGUCACAGAAAAGGAUUAUGAUCGAGACCCACAGAUUCUGAAACAUUUGCAUCCUUUCCAAGUUCUGGUGCUCUGUUCUGAAAUGCAGAUUAUACCUCAUAAGGGAUGCAACAAGGAUCACUUAAAGUUGUUAUUGAGGGAGCUACUGGAAGUGAAAUUAUCGGGCGCAGAUUGAAGUUCUGCUUUGAAGAGUCGUAGUUUGUUCUCCUCCUAUGCAUUGGCCGAAGGUGCCUGAUGAGCAUUUAGCCAACAACUUAUUCAAAGAGUUUAGAUCAUAUUUGUGCUUUGCAGGAGCACAAGACAAGUGAGAUUCGGCUCAUGAGUAUGUAGUUGCGUUCCUGUGUUCAUAUUUAAAGGUUUUGGCCACAUGUUGAAGGAAGAAGAGGGCCUGGAAAUUGUUUGGACCUGGUUACAUGUAACAUUUUGUAAUUUCUUUUCAUUGUUCUUCAAUGUUCAAGUUUCUCGUCUGCAACUUUCUGCUCUA